Lagopus muta (rock ptarmigan) is the source of this 2014-nucleotide messenger RNA. It is a transcript of the gene NKX3-1, whose product is annotated as NK3 homeobox 1. Bases 54 to 629 code for a protein of 191 amino acids. Gene Ontology annotation, molecular function: RNA polymerase II cis-regulatory region sequence-specific DNA binding; DNA-binding transcription factor activity, RNA polymerase II-specific. The record is from RefSeq and is a predicted model, not a curated record. Lineage: Eukaryota; Metazoa; Chordata; Aves; Galliformes; Phasianidae. Gene Ontology annotation, biological process: cell differentiation; regulation of transcription by RNA polymerase II. Gene Ontology annotation, cellular component: nucleus. The transcript is spliced from 2 exons.
GGGGAGGCACUGAGCCCGCGGGCAGCAGGAGGAGGAGGAGGAGGAGAAGGAGGAUGAGCACCGGGGUGCUGAGCCCUGGGGGGCACAGAGCUUCCAGCAGCCCCCAACAGACCUCAUCCAGACCUCGGACGUCCUUCCUCAUCCAGGACAUCCUAUGGGAUGGGGUUGAGAGGGGAGCACAGAUGGAUCGAGGCGGGAUACCAGAGGAUGGGGAGCAGCAGGAUGGCCCUGCAGUAUCCCCAGCACAGCCCCACGAUGCAAAUCCAGAUGCUGAGACCCCACCAUGCAGCCGUGACCCCCCCCAGAAGGUGCUGCCCCGACCCCCCCGGCCAGCAAAGCGCUCGCGGGCAGCCUUCACCCACAGCCAAGUGUUGGAGUUGGAGAGGAACUUCAGCCGCCAGAAAUACCUGUCAGCCCCUGAGCGAGCCCACCUGGCCCAGAACCUGCAGCUGAGCGAGACGCAGGUGAAGAUCUGGUUCCAGAACCGCCGCUACAAGACCAAGAGGAGAGCGGGGGGCUCCGGGUUGGAGGUUGGGACCACUCACAAAGCAUCCGUGCUGCCCCCAGCCCCACUGCUGGCCGCUCGCUGCCUGCCCUGCUUGUGUUACUGGAGCCCUGCCGCCUGGUGAGCGCCGUGCUUGCUGUGUUUUCCCCUCAAAUGCUGUUGUGUUUUUUUUCCCCACCCCCUCUUGCCAUGUUGCCCUUGGCCGUGUUGAUUCAGAGAUGCGCCGUCAAGUCCAAGUGAUGCUCUGUGUCCUCUAGUACAGCACCAGCCUCUGUCAUCGCGAGGGUUUUAGCCAAAGAAUCAGAAGUUAUCAAAAAUUAAAAAUCCAGAUUAUUAUUAUUGCCAUUAUUAUUGUUGCUAUUAUUAAUAAUAAAACCCCAAAGCUUUUAAAAGGCUCGAUCUGCAGCAAAGAAUCCCACGCGAUGCCCAGCUCCCUCUCACUGCAUCACCAUCCUUUCUCACUGCCAGCUUUCAGCCAGAGCAACAACAAGCCCUACAAACUAAACGUCCCCAAAGCUUUUAACAGCACCUGCAGUGAUCAAACACUGCAUGAUUUUGGGGGCAGAAAGCCAGAAAUGGUGUAUGCCUGUAAAGAAAUAAUUCCCCAUCCAUCCCUCUGUAAGCAAUUCUUUGCUCCCUCCCCCUCCCCCCCACCAACUGGGGGAAGCACAACAGCUCACCCCAUGCACCAGCUCUUCCAUCAUGUGAUUUUUAGUUGUUAUCUUUAAAAAAAAAAAUCUGCAUUUCCAUCUCCAAUCCAUCCAUUGCAUAUUUUCUCCAAGGUUUCUAUAUGUGUUGGGUUUUAGGGGGCAUUCAGCCCCACCUUGCUGCAAGCAAUAAAGCCCCUCAGGUUCCCAAUGGGCACAGAGGUGCUGCUGGGGCUGCCCGAUGCCACCAGUGCCAUUGCAGAGUGGGAAUCCGUGCCAGCAGGCUCCAGGAAUGGGGACAAUAGCACAGUGACAGAUGGGUUUUGCAUAUCCGGGUGCUGCCGCUGCUGGAACGCUCACAUACAGUCUGGUUAAAAUAGCAACAGCUCAAAGAGUUCAGCUUCCACAAACCUCCCAGGGCCAAGGCUGCAGGGUGACAAUUCUGCUUGCAAAGCUCACGCACGCACGUAGCAAAUAUGGAGCUGCGGGGUAGGAGGAUGGGGCAGGGAAUGUGCAAAGCAAAACUUGAGGUGGAUACUCAGUUGCCAACGCCGUAAAAGCUGUUGGCUCUGCUUGGAGGACAGCGGUCUGAACCAUCCCAAAGUCACUCCUACCUGCUGAUAACGCUUUCUCCCAGCUCCUGCUCUCAGGCUGUGUUGCAAUGUGGCUCCUGCACAGCCCUGCUCUCAUCCACUUUGCUUGGAACAAAGGAGUCCUUGUGCUCCUCGAGGGGAGGACACCCUGCAGAAUCCACCCUGGGGUGCUGCUGAACGCAGGGACACGAUGCUUGCACCCUUAGAAAGAAUGGGAUGGGGUUGAUGCUGCAAAAAAUCUACUGCUGUGUUGGGAGGGACCAAAUUGA